Messenger RNA from Brienomyrus brachyistius, 1544 nucleotides. RefSeq names its product ribonuclease inhibitor-like. Gene Ontology annotation, molecular function: protein binding. The transcript is spliced from 6 exons. The coding region runs from base 202 to 1302 and encodes 366 amino acids. Lineage: Eukaryota; Metazoa; Chordata; Actinopteri; Osteoglossiformes; Mormyridae. The record is from RefSeq and is a predicted model, not a curated record.
AGCCAGAAUUUCACAGAAUGUUCGAACUCUGUGUCCCUGAGUAGAAGGUCACUGGUUCAGAUCUCCUUGCCGGCAGAGUGAUGUCAUCGCUGGGCCCUUGAGCAAAUCCCUUAAUGCCAAUAACUGCAGGGGCGCUGGAUGCUGGCCGACCCUGUGCUGUGACCCCAAACUUCCUCUCACCUGUGUGUUUCUGUGUGUCUCAUGGAGCAGAAUGGGAGGCUGAACAGCUGUAAUCUCACAAAGAAAUGCUGUGAGCCGCUGGCUUCAGCUCUCAGAUCAAACUCCUCACAUCUGAGAGAGCUGGACCUGAGUCACAAUGACCUGCAGGAUUCAGGAGUGAAGCUGCUCUCUGCUGGAUUGGGGGAUUCACACUGUAAGCUGGAGAUACUGAGGCUGAACAGCUGUAAUCUCACAAAGAAAUGCUGUGAGGUGCUGGCUUCAGCUCUCAGAUCAAACUCCUCACACCUGAGAGAGCUGGACCUGAGUCACAAUGACCUGCAGGAUUCAGGAGUGAAGCUGCUCUCUGCUGGACUGGGGGAUUCACACUGUAAACUGGAGAUACUGAGGCUGUCAGGCUGUAGAGUCACAGAAGAAGACUGUUCUUCCCUGGCUUCAGCUCUGAGGUCAAACCCCUCACACCUGAGAAAGCUGGAUCUCAGCUACAAUCACCCAGGAGACUCAGGAGUGAAGCUGCUCUCUGCUGUACUGGAGGAUCCCAGCUGUAAACUGGAGAAGCUGAAUGUGAACCACAGUGGACAGUGCAGGACCAGACCAGGCGUACAGAAAUACUCCUGCCAGCUGACGCUGGACCCCAACACAGCAAACAGACUCCUGUCUCUGUCAGGGGGGAACAGGAAGGUGACAUGGGGGUCAGGGCAGCCAUAUCCUGAUCAUCCAGAGAGAUUUGAUCGCUGCCCCCAAGUUCUGUGCAGAGAGAGUCUGACUGGCCGCUGUUACUGGGAGGCUGAGUGGGAUGGAGAUGGAGCCCGGAUAGGAGUCACUUAUAAAGGGAUCAGGAGGAAAGGAGGGAGGGACUGUGAGCUUGGAUGCAAUGACAAGUCAUGGUGUCUGCGCUGUUAUAAUGACAGUUACUCUGUCUGUCACAAUGAUAAAGAGACUCUCAUACCCAUACGGCCCUCAGGCUCCCGCAGAGUAGGAGUGUAUCUGGACUGGGGGGCUGGUGCUCUGUCCUUCUACAGAGUCUCCUCUGAUGGACUGACUUUCCUGUACAGACUCACCUCCUCAUUCACUGAGUCCCUCUAUCCAGGGUUUCGGGUUAUUAACUCCUCAGUGUCACUGUGAUGUGUUGCUGGUUCUCCUGGCAAAAAGGUCAAAUCUCUGCUUUUUAACCUUUAUAAUCCUUUUUACUCUCAAAUGUAUGUUUGACAAAAAUAAGUUUUUCUCUCUGACUAAAAUAUAACUAAAUGUAAUCCUGAUGGGGGGGGCUUUCCCCCUCCCCUGUAUAUGUACAUUUUAUAUAUUUACACCUAUUUACUGCAUUUCCUCCCUGUACAAUGACAAUAAAGUCUUUCUGUUCUGUCCUA